CCUCCGCGCGCCUCGCCCUUGGCCCCGCUGCGCGCGCUCCUGGCGCCCGAGUGAGCGCAGCGCGGGGCCGCGGUGGCCUGAGGCCUGCCCGCUGGGCCCUGUCGCUACGCAGCCUGAAAAACUGCGGCGUCCCAGGCUGAACUUGGCCUCGCGCCCGGGCGCUCUCGGAGCACCGAGGCGCGGCCCCGCGUGAAGCGCGCACCUGCCGAAGACGAAACAUGGGCAGGGGGUCCCAGGUCCCCCCAACGCCCCAGCCUCCUGUCGCCUGUCCUGUUAGCCAGCCCGGGCCACUUCCCGGAGGAGCGAGAUGAAGUACAAAGGGGCUUUGGGUGCCCUCACUGCUUCCAGCUGCCAUCUGAGGAGGCCAGGGAAAGGGCUCUUUGAGUGUAGAGAAGAGCUUGGUCUGGAAGCCCAGGUCCCCAGAUUGGCCGCAGAGGACCAAAUGCAGCUCAAGGUUGAUUGACACUCCUGUUUGCCUGAACUGCUUCUCGGACUGUUUAGCAAUGGUUUCCUGACUGAUUGCUUAAUUAGACAAAGAAGAAAGCAAGGGAGAAGAAAAUUCCUAAGUGGGCAUUUGGUUUCCUGCCUCUUGACCAACAUCCAGCAUCGUGUGCGCAGCUCUGGCACCCAGACGGUUGAAAGAUGCUCAUAGCGGCAAUGUGCUUAGCCCUUCUGGGCUGCCUGCAGGCCCAGGAAUUCAAGGGACAUGUUUCUAUAAUCCUGCUGGGAGCAACCGGGGACCUAGCUAAGAAGUACCUGUGGCAGGGACUGUUUCAGCUCUACCUGGAUGAGGCUGGGAAGGGCCACAGUUUCAGCUUCCAUGGGGCUGCCCUGACAGCCCCCGAGCAGGGCCAGAAGCUCAUGGACAAGGCCUUGGAAUCCCUCUCCUGCCCCAAGGACUUGGCACCCAGUCACUGUGAUGAACUCAAGGGUCAGUUUCUACAGCUGAGCCAAUACCGCCAACUGAAGACAGCCGAGGACUAUCAGACCCUGAACAAGGACAUUGAGACCCAGGUCCGGCAGGAUGGGCUCUGGGAAGCUGGCAGGAUCUUCUACUUCUCUGUGCCACCCUUUGCCUAUGCAGACAUUGCCCGCAACAUCAACAGCAGCUGCCGACCACGACCAGGUGCCUGGCUGCGGGUUGUUCUUGAAAAACCCUUUGGCCAUGACCACCUCUCAGCCCAGCAGCUGGCUUUAGAACUUGGAAGCUUUUUCCAGGAAGAGGAGAUGUAUCGGGUAGACCAUUACCUGGGCAAGCAGGCCGUGGCUCAGAUCCUGCCCUUCCGAGAUCAGAACCGUAAGGCCUUGGAUGGCCUCUGGAACAGGCACCACGUGGAGCGCGUGGAGAUCAUCAUGAAGGAGACUGUGGACACAAAAGGCCGAGCCAGUUUCUAUGAGGAGUACGGUGUCAUCCGUGACACACUGCAGAACCACCUGACGGAGAUCCUCACGCUGGUGGCCAUGGAACUGCCCCAGAACAUCAACAGCUCAGCCGCCGUGCUACAGCAUAAGCUCCAGACCUUCCAGGCCCUGCGGGGGCUGCAGAAGACCAGUGCCAUCCUGGGCCAGUACCAGGCCUAUAGUGGGCAGGUGCGUCAAGAGCUGCAGAAGCCAGACGGUUUCCAGAGCCUGACACCAACCUUUGCAGGUGUCCUUGUCCACGUCGACAACCUGCGCUGGGAGGGCGUCCCUUUCCUCUUGAUGUCUGGCAAGGCCUUGGACGAAAGAGUGGGCUACGUUCGGAUCUUGUUUAAGAACCGGGCAUACUGCACCCAGAGCGAGAGGCACUGGGCGUCCGCGCAGAGCCGGUGCCUGCCCCAGCAGAUUAUCUUCUACAUUGGACAUGGCGAGCUGGGCCACCCCACCAUCCUGGUCAGCCAGAACCUGUUCAAGCCCUACGUCCCCACCCAGAGCUGGACGGAGGUGCAGGGCCAGCCUGGGCUCCGCCUUUUUGGUCGUCCUCUGUCUGAUUACUAUGCCUAUAAACCUGUGCGGGAGCAAGAUGCCUACUCCACCCUCUUGUCUCACAUCUUCCACUGCCGAAAGGAGUCCUUCAUCACCACAGAGAACCUGUUGGCCUCCUGGGUCUUCUGGACCCCCUUACUGGACAGUCUGGCCCUCGAAGUUCCACGCCUUUACCCCGGGGGAGCAGAGAAUGGCCAUCUGCUGGAUUUUGAGUUCAGUGGUGGUCAGCUGUCCUUCUCCCAGCAGCAGCUAGAGGUGUUGAUGCCAGAGCUGGGGUCAGUCCCAAAGCCCAGUGACUUCCAGGUCCUCAGGGCCCAGUACAGAGAGAGCCCACUGAUCACUGCCUGGCCGGAGGAGCUGAUCUCUAAGCUAGCCGGUGACAUUGAAGCCACCGCAGUGCAGUCCGUACGACGCUUUGGCAAGUUCCACCUGGCACUGUCAGGGGGUUCCAGCCCCAUAGCCCUCUUCCAGCAGCUGGCCACAGGGCAUUACAGCUUCCCCUGGGCCCACACACACCUUUGGCUGGUUGAUGAGCGCUGCGUCCCUCUCUCAGAUCCAGAGUCCAACUUCCAGGGCCUGCAGGCUCAUCUGCUGCAGCACAUUAGGGUACCCUACUACAACAUUCACCCCAUGCCGGUGCACCUGCACCAGCGGCUUUGUGCUGAAGAGGACCAGGGGGCCCAGACCUAUGCCAGCGACAUCUCAGCCCUGGUGGCCAACAGCAGCUUUGACCUGGUGCUGCUGGGCAUGGGCACUGAUGGGCACACAGCCUCCCUGUUCCCACAGUCACCCACGGGCCUGGAUGGAGAUCAGCUGGUGGUGCUGACGGAGAGCCCUUUCAGGCCAUACCAGCGCAUGAGCCUCAGCCUGCCCCUCAUCAACCGUGCCAAGAAGGUAGCUGUCCUGGUCAUGGGGAGGACAAAGCGUGAGAUCACCAUGCUGGUGAGCCGGGUGGGCCAUGAGCCCAAGAAGUGGCCCAUCUCCGGCGUCCUGCCUCUUUCUGGACAGCUGGUUUGGUACAUGGAUUACGAGGCCUUUCUGGGAUGACAGGCGUACCCUGGUCUCAGUCACUAUCGAACUUUCUGUCACCCGCUCAAUGUGCCCCAGCUGUCCCGAGCCUGGUACCAGAGUCAGGCCCCAGAGAAGGGAGAUCGAAAUUCUGCCGUGCUUCCUGGGCCCACUGGUUCUGUGUAAUUAUGGUGCCUGGACACAAAAACAAGGCAGAACUCGGACCUCUGCUUUGGAGAUGCCUCGAAACCCAGACAGGAGGGAAACUCUGAGGCCUCUCUCAGUUACUCAUCAGUGUCUGCAACGCAGAAUAAGACAGGGAGAGGCUGCACGUUAAAGAACCAGUGUGGUGUGUGCAGACUGGCCGGUGGUCCUGGGACCGGUUUCUGUAGGAAGAGGGGCCGGAGUUGGUGGAGAGAAGGAUGCAGACUCCUGGUGAGUGGGCCAGGCAAGAAGAGUAGACACAAUCCUGGGAUUGCACUGGGCAGCCUGCCUCUUCUGGAAUCCCGUCAUCCCUCUGUGCAUCUAGCUGACGUCUGGUCCUUGCUCAGGCAGCUUCUACCUCCUCAGUGCCUGACAGCCCUGUUCUCUGCAUUCCCAUUGCCCUCAGCCUCUCCCUAUAUACAAAGGAGAGACAGAUACAGACACUGCCUUGCCACCCCCCCCCCCCCCCAUCUAAAGACCUGGGCUCCCCUUUCCCCACUGAGAUCUGUUCUGCCCUCACGGGGCCACAGGUGUCUCUGAUCUAUUAGAUAGGGUGCUCUGUCUGCUCCUGGGGAGAUGACUACAGCUCACAGCCUCUUCCUGGAGGGUAUGUGGCCAAUUCCCAGCACUAGGGGGCAGGCUGCAGCUAGCCCUCAUCACACUACCUCUCUAGGGGCCCCAAGCCUGGCAGCUGACUCUGCGGGUGUCUCCACCUCUCUUCAUCACUAACCUGGUACCACUGGGACCAGGACAGACUGCUCCUAACUGCAGCCUCCUCCAGGGCCUCUGCAUUUUUAUUUUUAAAAGCAAGCCGACAGCAUAAAGCAAACUUCUCAGGGCACAUGAAGCUUUUGUUUUGUCCUCCUGCUUAGUCACAUGGACAAGGCAGGGCAUAGAAGGGUUACCAUGGCCCCUGCCUCCCAGUCACGCUCUGUCGGUCACACAGAGUCUCAGUCUUUCGGAAUUUUCCCAGAGAGGGGCUUUCAUUUGGUGAGGAGCAUCAGGAAAGCUGUUUCUCUACUUUUGACUGUACUUUCUCCCAGGCAGUGCAUGCAAGGACCCUUGCUUUCACUAGAGAUGUGUGCACAGUGUAGCCUGAGCUGGGGCUCUGUAUGAAAGGCACUCUUGUUAAAAUUCUGCUUCCUCUGGCCUCCAGUGACCCAGACUGACAGAACACCUCUAUUGCAAGAGAGCUACCCUGGGCAGAAAGGACGUGUAAUGCCCUGGGGCCCUUUUCUGGCUGGUGCUCACUUUUGUGGCUGGCAUCACAGGUAGUUGCAGUGAGGUUCCACUUUUGGCCAUGUGGGGGAGCUCACGUGCCACCACUCACAUUCCAUCCAGGAGGCAAGUUUAGUGCCAAACAUCAUCUCUUUGUUUUAUGCUCUGCCUCUCUGGCUUCUUAGCGUUCUCAUCUGUUCUUUAAGGACUCAGUCCUCUGAAGUUUCAAAAUCAGAGAGAAAGGGGCCUUGCAUGCCCCGGGAGAGAGGGUGAACAGGCUUUGUGUCACCAUGCUGAAUAACAGUGAGUCACUGCCCAGCCUGAGCUUAGAAUGUCCUGUUCUUACCCAGAAGAAUGACUCGACUCUAUCUGUGGGGAGUUGCACAGGGGAGGCCAGUGUGGGGAAAUACCAAAGAUUUCCUUUCCGGAAGCAAGCACUAAUAAAACCCCGUUGGAAAGGUUGGUGGGAGACGUUGUCAGAGUUCUUGGCAUGCACCUGUGCAUGCCCUUUCCCUUUCUGCCCCAGGGUUAGGAAGGAGUGAUGCUCAGAGUCAGGACCACCGAGGCUGCUGCUCUUCAGACCCUGUGGUCCAUCAUCCACAGCAAGCAGUCACAUAAUCGGUGUCUUGAGUCUCAGGAAGGAGUUCUCAGCCUUAGAACCUGGGAUACCCUCAAUUUUCUAUUUUUCAUUAAAAAAAUUGUUGCUUGCAAAUCACUUAUGCUGCGUUGAUAACAGUGUGAAGAACACACCUCUGUCAGCUUGCUGCCUGUCAGGAAGUGGGGAUCUGAGGCUGGGAAGAGUGGAUGGGUGUCCAGGUCCCUGGGGAGAGGGGGAUGGAUGGUCACUUGUGUCUGGGACACAGCCUUCCCUCCCUGAAGUCCACUUUCAUGCAUGCUUCCCCAGUGAAGUGAGGUCCCCGCAGCUGUGGGGACCUCUGACCUUGCAAGCAUUCACCCUGUGCUGGCUCAGAGCCCCAGUGGAUGCUGCUGACUGCAUCCCCAUCCCUCCCUUAGGGAGAGGAAGGGAGGGAGGGGGGAGGAAACAGUGGAAGCAGAGGCCUGCCCCUUGCUCAGGUGGCUCUUGUGUGUCCUGUGCUAACGAUAGCACACCUUGUCCUGCUGACAGGCCAGUUUGCUGCCGGUGGGACCUCAGUGACUGAUGAUUUGAAACUGGAGUCCAGUGGCAGCCAGAAACUCUGUUAGGUUCUAGAGCCCAUUCCCAGCACCCACAAGGGCCUCACGUGGCCGUCAGGUUCCCUGAAUGGGCCCGUGAUUCCUCCGUGGGAAGAAUGUAGGCCAUGUGAGUGGCAGAAGGAGCCCUUGGGGUGACAUGCCAGUUAACAUCUCCAGCACAAACAUUGCAGCUGGGUGUCACAAGCUAGAUCUGACUUCCAGUCCUGGGCAAGUGUUCUUGCUAAUUAAUUGUGCGCUAAAUGGUCCCAACUUCUUAAUUUCUGCUUCUUUUUCUUAUGAUUAAUUUUUUUAGUUUUAUGUGCAUUGGUGUUUUGCCUGCAUAUGUGUCUAUGUGAGGGAGUCAGAUCCCCAGAGCUGGAGUUACAGACAGUUGUGAGCUGCCAUGUGGGUGUUGGGAAUUGAACCCGGUCCUCUGGAAGAGCUGAUAGUGCUCCUAACCACGGAGCCAUCUCUCCAGCCCAUAUUCCCUGCUUCUUAUUGCCCUACAAAAAUACUCUCUUUUCACUUUGGCCCCCAAAUUAUCAGUGUAAUCAGAGCUCCCUGCUACUUGUACCGAUACCUUAGACCUUUCCCUCAAGGGCCUUCUCCCAGAAACGAAACCAGGCUUCAUCCCCCAGUUCUCCUUGUUGCCCAGUUUCCCUCUUCCCCCAUCCUGACAGAGAGCCAGGGGCGCGUGAUGGAAAAGGGAAUGAAGAAGCUUCCAGAAAGCCUAAAUGGGGCAAAUUCUUGGAAUUUAAUUUUCAGGAACUUUUUUUUUUCCCUACAACGUGUGUACUGCCCCACUGAGUGGCCCUGCGGCAGAUCCCCAGAGUGGCCCUGCGGCAGAUCCCCACUGAGUGGCCCUGCAGCAGAUCCCCACUGAGUGGCCCUGUGGCAGAUCCCCAGAGUGGCCCUGCGGCAGAUUCCCACAGAGUGGCCCUGUGGCAGAUCCCCAGAGUGACCCUGUGGCAGAUCCCCAGCUGUAUUUUUAUCUUAAACAGCUGGGGCUCCCGCAGCCCUCAGUCUACUGGUAGAAAAACCACCUGGCAAUAUCCAGUGUCAGGGAAGGAGCCACAGGUGGAGGUGGGGGGGGUCACAUUGGUUGGCCAAAGUGGUCAGCACAUGCCUGCCCUGGGGAUGACGCUCCAGAUGAACCAAGGGUCUGAACGGGCUGCUGUCCCCAGAUGUCACAACUGCACAGGUCAUGAGGCUUUCUGCAGGCCACACUGGAGGAAGCAGGCCCUUCUGCUCCCUGCGUUCCUCUCCCCAGCUCCCAGCUCUCCUGCGGCAGUUCUGCACCCCAGUGUCUCACCCCCAAGGUCAUGCUGUGUGUGACCCAGGGACCUUGAAGACAUGCUCAUGCCUUGGUUUGGCAGCAUAUCUAUGGGAGAAAGGAUUGCACUCAGGAGUUAGUCAGAACGCAACCCAAACCAGCAGUCGGGGUGGGUCUGCACUGCUUUGUCUGGGCCCGUUUUAAUUGCAGUGGUGGGGAUGCCCAGUUGAAGAUGAGAUCCGUUCCUGACUCAGCCCUGCCUGCACUUACCUUGAGCCCAUCAGAGCUGGUGUUAGCUGCACUGUCGUUCAGUUGGUUGCACAUAUGUCUUUUGCUUGCCUCAUGCUGCAGCCCACGUGGGCUCUAGACACAAGGCUGCCCUGCCUCCAGCCUUUCCCGCUCCACAGCAGAACUGACCCUCCAGGUAUCUAGGGAGUCCUUGCAAGAGUGUGGCCUCUGGGAAGGGGGGAGCAGGGCUCAAACCAAAAUGUGUUCCUGGAAGAUGCAAGGGGCAGAUGUCUUCCAGGAACACCAAAUCCUGUCUUCUGCAGGCUAGUGGCACCUUCUGCAGGUUCUUCACACCUAGAGAUGGAUGUGAGGAACCCCGAGAAUCCUUCACCUCCUAGCUGAGGAAGGUGUCAAUUCACCACUGCUGUCACCAGCACAAGACAUCCUGGCAAGUGAUCUGAGGAUGCAUCACUGUGAUCUAGCAAGCCAUGGGGACUGAGACGGCUUGGAUGUAUUGUCCCUUCAGCCAUCCCACAUUGGGAGUAUAUUUAUUUGCAUCCAAGGGGAUGUCCAUGUCUGUGUGUGACCAUGGACAAGGCCUCAAAUUAAUGACACUCUGUUCAUUCUUUGUCCUCCAAGGGUGAGCUUUGUUAAAGCUCCGUGUUGCUUCAGUGGCUGGUGUUUUCAAGGAAGUCCGUGUGUCUUUUCUGUCCCUUUCUGUCGAGUGGCAAAUAAUCUGUAUUUGCCAAGCACUGUUGAGUUCAUGAACAGCUGGGAGUUGGCACCGAGAGUACAGGUGUACACCGAGUGUGUGUAUGUGUGUGUGUGUGUGUGUGUGUGUGUGUGUGUGUGUGUGUGUGUGUGGUCUCUGGCUGUGCCUCACAGAGGGCUGGUUAUGAUGCAUUAUGCUCAACUGAUAGAACACUUGCCUAACAUGCAAAAAGCCCUGGGUUCCAUUCCCACUGCCACAUAAACUGGGCGUGAUGCUAUACACCUGUAAUCCUAGGAGGUGGAGGCGGGAGGACCGGGAAUUCAAGGCUAUCCUUGGCUACAUAGCAAGGUCAAACCAGCCUGGAUAGAUGAGAUCCUGUUUCAAAAAAAGCCUUGUGAAUGAAAAAGGUAAGGACUAGGUUAGCUGGGAGUGAGAACACCCAAGUUGUUUCCCUCAGUGUCUCUGGGGGGUCUGGUCCAGUUGACUCUUCCUGUGAACAGACUGUUCACGUGGGAGAGCCGGGUGAGUGGACUCCAGGAGUUACCAGGGCCUCUCCUGCCCACCCGUGCCUGCGUGAGGAGCCUGAGUCCCCAGAGACCGUUGGACUUCUGAGUCACCCUGACAAACACCGAAGGAGGAAGGAUUUAUUUUGACUCAUGGGUCAUUUUAGCCCAAGGUCACUUGACUGUGUUGUUUGUGGGCCAGAAUUGAGGCAGAAUGUCAUGGUGUGAGCAUAGUGACCCAGAAGUGGGAUACCAGGAGAGGCGCAAAGCUACACAGAGAAACCCUGUCUCGAAAAACCAAAAAAAAAAAAAAAAAAAAAAAGAAGAA
This is a messenger RNA of Peromyscus californicus insignis, 8612 nucleotides long. Its product is annotated as GDH/6PGL endoplasmic bifunctional protein-like. The coding region runs from base 643 to 3012 and encodes 789 amino acids. The record is from RefSeq and is a predicted model, not a curated record. Gene Ontology annotation, cellular component: endoplasmic reticulum. The transcript has 7 exons. Gene Ontology annotation, molecular function: 6-phosphogluconolactonase activity; glucose-6-phosphate dehydrogenase activity; NADP binding. Gene Ontology annotation, biological process: pentose-phosphate shunt, oxidative branch; glucose metabolic process; pentose-phosphate shunt. NCBI's taxonomy places the organism in Eukaryota, Metazoa, Chordata, Mammalia, Rodentia, Cricetidae.